Messenger RNA from Actinia tenebrosa (Australian red waratah sea anemone), 817 nucleotides. RefSeq names its product substance-K receptor-like. NCBI's taxonomy places the organism in Eukaryota, Metazoa, Cnidaria, Anthozoa, Actiniaria, Actiniidae. The record is from RefSeq and is a predicted model, not a curated record.
GAAUCGGAAGGAGCUCUGAUUGAAAGAAGGAGAAGAUUAAUUACAAAACUUAGCAGCAAAGACGAAAAGGGCGUUACUAGGGUUAUCUAAACGUAAAAUCAAAGCAGUGAACAAAAUGUCAACAAAUUACAACAUUUCUGCUUCAACAGCGACAACUACUACGUUUUCUUCUCUGCCUGAAAAUAUUUCUUUGUCACUGAAAAAUUUUGCUUUGGUUCUUCUAUUAAUGGUGUCUCUGACUGGUAACACUCUCAUCCUAUGGGCAAUCUACGAAGACAAACGAUUAAGAACCAAUACAAACAUCUUGAUAGCAAACAUGGCGGUCAGUGACCUAAUUUUUCCAUUAGUGUCAGUCCCAACAAUCGUUGUUGCUUUGAAUUUUAACCGGAAGUGGUUGAUUGGCGGUGACUUUGGAGUUGCAAUUUGCAAACUUGUGCAUUUUCUAGGAGAGAUCUCAUUUUUGAUCUCGAUCUAUAGCUGUAUUUUCAUCGCUCUUGAUCGGUAUUACGCUGUGGCUCAUCCAUUCAAGGGCGGCUUUAGCAGGUCAAGACUUAAGUACAUAAUCCCAGGGAUCUGGAUCUUUUCAGGUCUUGUAACCUCACCAUAUUUACGAAUUUCCCGCCUUAAAAAAUACAAUGAUUCGUAUUCCUGUGAACUUGACUGGUCUCAGGAUGGCAUACCCAGCGGACAUCUAAUCCAUUCAAUCUCUGUAACAGUGCUAGCAAACGGUUUAACCAUCCCAAUUAUUAUAAUCCUUUACUCACUUAUUUUUAUAGGCUUCGCAAGCAAACACUUCUAGGACAGCAGCCAACAGACU